GCGGGUGGGCCCCACGUCCUGAGGAUUCCCUUGGAAAUGGCCCCACGCCGGCGCUCCCGGGAAGUGGAGUGCUGUCGCCGAACUAGAGCCACGUCCCUGGGGACAGGCCCGGGCCACCGCGGUUCCAGAGCUUGGAGAGGGGCCUGCCGCCCACCUACGCGGGCUCUGGGUCCCCGGGCGCCCCCGACCUUGCCUAAACUUGAUGAGGGGCACUUAAACAACUCCCUGGGCUCUCCAGUUCAAGCCGACGUGUACUUCCCACGACUGAUAGUUCCAUUUUGUGGACACAUUAAAGGUGGCAUGAGACCAGGCAAAAAGGUGUUAGUGAUGGGCAUCGUAGACCUCAACCCAGAGAGCUUUGCCAUCAGCUUGACCUGCGGUGACUCUGAAGAUCCUCCUGCCGACGUGGCAAUCGAACUCAAAGCUGUGUUCACAGACCGGCAGCUCCUCCGGAAUUCUUGUAUAUCAGGAGAAAGGGGUGAAGAGCAGUCAGCGAUCCCUUACUUUCCAUUCAUCCCAGACCAGCCAUUUAGGGUGGAAAUUCUUUGUGAGCAUCCACGUUUCAGAGUGUUUGUGGAUGGACAUCAACUUUUUGAUUUUUACCAUCGUAUCCAAACAUUAUCUGCAAUUGACACCAUAAAGAUCAAUGGGGACCUCCAGAUCACCAAGCUUGGUUGAUGGUGUUUAAAGCACUUCUAUUUCAAAUAGGAUCAGGUGCCACAACUACACAGCUGUCUGGAAGAAAUAUCCGAGCAAGAUCUGGAGACUUAAAAAGACAAAGAAAACAAAAACAAAAGGCGAGCUUCACGUCUCUUUCUGUGCAGUUUAAGUACAGAAUGGCAACUUGACCUGUGGUUUGCCCAGAGGAAGAAUGCUGGCAGCUCAUCGAGCCAUUAUUCCCAGAACAAAGUCAUACAUUUAUGCUGGAUUCCAUUCAGACUAAACGCACAUGGAUUUGUGAUGAUUUGUAAUUUAGUAGCAAAUUAUUCUUCAUUUCAAAGCAAAGUGAUAUUCAGAAACAAAAGUGCUAAAGACCUUAAAAACAACAACGGUACAGCAAAUCAAUGCAUUUCUACACUGAAGUGGAUUGCGUAGCACAACCAACAUUUUAGUCAGGGUAUUUACAUAGAAUGUAGAUUGUACAAGGUUUGGUUUUUGUUUUGUUUUGCACAGCAUAAUGUUAACUCAGAUUUUUUUAAAAGCUUUCUCGGUUAUUUAUUUAUAUUCAAUGUAUGUAUUAAUGUAUCAGAGAAUGAGCGAUGUCUGCAAAUUAUGAAUUUAGGUCUGAGAGGGUGAAUUGUGUAUUACAAUCAUAAAACAGGUAGAUUUAUACCUUAAAGAACUGGGUCAUGUUCUCCACACCCCUCAGCUUGGGCUCUUAACAUUUACUGUAAGUGCUUUUGGGAAAAAUUUGCAACAUUUUGAUAAAACUGCUUUUCAAGUUUUUGUUAUUGUGUGAAAUUCUAAUUUGCAUUGCUUUUUCUCCUUACUGUGAAUUAGCACAAUAUUGGCUUCCUUAAGACUACACUUUAGAUUUACAUAAUAGGUCAUUAAGUUGUUAUUAAAUUAAUGGAAAACAUAUAAGAGAUGAUUGCAUAGACAAUUUUUAAAAUAACUACUAUAUCAACUUUUAAUAGUUUGUUAUGAAAGUGACCCUGGAAUGCAGUACAAAGCAGAAGCAGAUUGCCCCAAAUAACUUACUGGGAAAUAAUUUAUAGCAACUUAGGCUCUUAGCUCAUCGUAUAACUUUUCUUAUGAGACCCUCCCCAGGAUCCCUGAGCAAUGCCUUUGGACCUUCAGAGUAGAAGAGGCUUCCUCCACAUUGGUUUCUCAGCUGGUGAGAUUUGGUAGGAUUCAUAUUACCGAAGGAGCCAGUUAGUUUAUAGGGAAGAUUUAACUCUAGCCAAUAGCGUGAAUGCUUUCCAGUGAAACUUUGCUGAACUUGCAGAACUGAUCAAACAGAAGCUGUCUCCAGCAGGUGGCUGCAGACUGUAAAUGUAACUGCAAAGCUAGGGAUGGAGUGGUGGGCACUGGCCUUCACGUGCUGCCUUGGUCCCUCAGCAUUGCUUUGGCCAGGUAGUAGGGGAAGAACGGGGUGCUGGGUGGGGGUGUAUUUAUAUAUAAUUUAGGUUUUGUUUGUACAGCACUACUGUGUCUUGUUAGAGGACCUCCUUGUCCCGCUUUGCUUUUGAGGGUUUUUUACACAACAUGCAGAGACACUGAAGUGGCCGUGUCAUCUUCACGUGUCGAGAAUGUAGACAGUGUUUCAGAACCAAAGUCUCAGAUAAAUAAAGCAAACUAAAAUAGUGAAUUUUUUAUAGAUGAUAUAUUUGGAUUCUUCUCAACUUUGAAACCGUUUAGCAUAGUUCCAUGGUGUUACAUACAAACAAUGUCCACCAAGACUGGCUGCACAUCACAAAGCUUUCUGUACCUGCUGAAUUCAGCCAUGGUCGGCCAUGAUGGCUAUUCUGUAGCUCCAGGAUAUUUUUAAGCCUAUGAUUAAUUUCUCAUGUGCUGUAUGCAAAGCCACUUGUAAGGAGUCUCUGUAAAGAGAGUUAGCACCCUGGAAUAUAUUUGUAAGGGUUUUGAUUCAAUUGAUGGUGUAAGACCCCAUCCGAGGACUCUUGGGUGGCCAAGCAUGCAUAAUUCAGCAGAAACUAGAGAAGUAGGGGAGUGUAAAUGCUUGCAAGUAACAUGGUUACUGAUCAGCUAAACUCAUCAGCAGCCAAGCCUUUAGGCUGCUUAGAAUGGAAAUAGAGUAUUAACCCUGUGUUUCCCUACGUGUCAGUGAAAUCCUCUUGGAUAAGCCUCCUGAGAUGCAUUUAAAUGGUGUGAUGACUUGAUCUAGGACUACCCAAAUGAAUAGGGGGCAAAUCCCAUCGUCCCAAUGGCUACCUAGAAACUAGAGCAUGUUCACACUCUCCUUACCUGUGAGGUCUAAAGUGGGAAUUUCAGAAUGGAAAGUGCAAUUUAAAACUUCACGGGAAAGUAUUUGCAUAUAUAAGGAGUUAUUUUUGACCAGAGCCCUAGUUUUGAGAUACCCAAAACCAGGGGAUAACAAUCAGGCUCUGGGGAAAUAAGCAGGCUUUAGACAAUCCAUGCAGCAAAACUGAAGUGAAUGUGUCUAUCUACGGAGUUGAAUAGAAGUGACUUGACUUUCUGGGCUCUCCCAGAAUUGUCUUAAAAUUAUUUUUUUUAAUUUUGAAGCCCCAUUUCAAAUCUUUCCAAAUUUAGUUCAAAACCCUUUAACAGAUCUCUUUUAAAAUUGAUUAUGCAUUAAAUGACAAAUCUAUUAAAAGAAAAGAUCCAAAAGAAGGAGAGAAUCCUAUUGCCUUGGCAUUUUCCAACACUAAUAUAAAAAUCAUAUUCCUAUGAUGACGUAUUUUCAAAGAAACACUUUCUUAUUUACUGCGUGGUGUAAAGUGUCAAAUGUGUUGUUACAUUAUGUCACUGCUGAAAGUUAUUUGCACUAUAAUAAAGGAAUUUUCUACAAGAUGGC
Nannospalax galili (Upper Galilee mountains blind mole rat) is the source of this 3499-nucleotide messenger RNA. It is a transcript of the gene Lgalsl, whose product is annotated as galectin like. The transcript is spliced from 5 exons. The record is from RefSeq and is a predicted model, not a curated record. Bases 37 to 678 code for a protein of 213 amino acids. Lineage: Eukaryota; Metazoa; Chordata; Mammalia; Rodentia; Spalacidae. Gene Ontology annotation, molecular function: carbohydrate binding.